AUGCGCCUUAUGGGGUGCGUCGGCGCUGGCGCCGAUGCGGAAGGCCGCGAGGCGCGUAAGGUCAACAAACAGAUCGAAGAACAGUUGGCCAAAGAUAAACAGGUUCGUUUUUUGGGUGGGAGAUGCAUUUUGCGGAGAAUAGUUUAUGAUCAUUUUUCGCAAAAUCAUCUGGGACAGGGAAACCCUGAAGUCUGGGAGGUUUUCUAAAAAAAAAUGUAGGUUAAUUCCGAAUUCUCCUUUGGAUUUUUUUCAGCUCACAGCUAUUUUUGGGUAUUUUUGCCGCUUUUUUCUAGAAAUCUACAGAAAUUUUAACUAGACCCUAGGGUUUCAGCAAUUAUUUUUAGCCAGCUGUCUAGAAAACCGAAAAACCCGAAAAGUAUAAAAAUUUAUGCCAAAAUCUUGUUCGCAAGUUCAGGCCUUUUUCCAGGAAUUUUCAAUUUUUACGAAAAAAAUUCCGGCGAAAGAGUUUCGCAAUUUUAUCGAUUUUUUGUUUGCAAAAGUUGUGAACGCCUAAAAAUAUUCUGACAAUAAGAUAAAAAAUUCAAUUCUAGAAAAGACCAGAGAAAAAUCUAGAUAACUCUUGAAACCAGGAAAGCCAAAAAAUGUAGAGUGAGCCUGAAUGAGCUAUCUAGAUCUCCAAGCCCGAGAAACUUCACGCGAAACAUUUCGAAUCAAUGAAAAGACGUCUAACGGUCUUGAGGCUGUCAUAUGGUUGAUAUCUGAGGCCUACAAAAUCAAAGCCUAUGAAUUUCGUCCAACCCCAAAAAAAUAUUGGAAAUGAGUCCAAAAUCCUUUAGAUUCCGAAGAGUGGGCUAUGUCUCUUAUCAAAUCAAGGUUCUUCUACUGAUUUUCAAUAAGUACCAAAAAAUCACCUGGGUCUAGAUAAUUUUCCAAGAUAUCUAUUCAGUAUCAUGUUAAAACUAAGCUUAACAACAUUCCAAUCCUCAUUUAUCAUAUCUCCCCAUAAUUAAUAAAUAAUUCAAUAAGACCCCCUUUCCUAUUUUUCUUCCUUCUUCAAAAAUCGAUCGAUCGAUCCGGGAGAGAAUUGUUGUAAAGCUUAGCUCAUCUCUUGCCUCCUCCGGGGUCCAAAACAACAAGAAGAAUAUCUUCUUUUCCUUCCCUCCCCUUCCCAUCAUCUUUUCUCAAUUCAUUUUCAGGUUAUGCGUGCAACACAUCGUUUGUUGUUGCUCGGCGCCGGUGAAAGUGGCAAAAGUACAAUUGUGAAACAGAUGCGCAUUUUGCAUAUCAACGGCUUUAAUGACGCCGAAAAAAUGGAGAAGAUCAAGGAUAUUCGACGAAAUGUGCGCGAUGCUAUGCAGGUACUGCCACAAAAAAUCUUGAAAAUCUACAAGAAAUACAAAACACGCAGUGUAAAAUUGCACAAUUAACAGAUUAUGUCUAUACAGAAGUGACUCCCAACCAAAAAUAGAAACAAUUAUUUCACACAAAAUUGCGCGCGCGCCUCGAAUUUCGUUCCUUUUCUCUCUCUCUCUCUCCCCAAGAGAGGUCUGAGAGACAGAGACAAACCACAAAAAAUAGAAGUUGCCCUAACUAUUAAUAGAAUUAGAUGAGGAGGAGGAAAUUUGUUUGAUGGAUCAAAAAUAAUUUGCACAUACAAUUCUGUUUUUUGGAUCAAAAAAUGGACGGGGUGGGCUAAAAAAAACUGGGGAAAUAUUGAAUUUCUAAAAAAGAUUUCACGGAAUAUAUUUCUAGAUCAAAAUUUGACGUGCUUCCAAAUGGUAAAGCUCAAAACUUGAAUAUUAAACAAUCUAGAUUUUUAUCACAAAUAAUUUCACGGGCAAAAAAAUGUCGAGCUGGUACUUCCGCAAAAUUUCAGUCUUACGAAAUCAGAGAAUAAUUUACGAAUGUAGGAUUUUCUUUAGGUUCAGAAAACUGUCGAAAAACAGAUUUUUUGAAAUCUUUAAUUUUUAUUCAUAAUUUUUACUGUUUCAGUUUAGGCUUAAAAUUGCAAUUUCUCAAAAAUUCAAAUUUCCUGACCAAACAGAAAUUUCGGGCUUCUCUACAGAAUCUCUUUUUCUUGGAUCUAAUUUUUUGGGUUGAAAAAUCAAACAUUUCGCGAAAACCUUUGAAUAUAGGAACAGGAAUCUUUCAAACUCAAAUUAUAGAAAAUUUCACAGAAAUCCGGAGACCCGAGCCUAGAUUUAACACAAUUCCAAAAAUCAAAGUCGAGGUCUCAAAUCUCACAGGUUUUCAAAAUUCCAAUUUCCCAAUCGUUAAUUUUCAAUUUUUCCUGAGAACCCAAUUGAAGUAAAUAUUUUUCGUAAGAUCAUAAAGUUCUAUACCAAAAUCUACCAAAUUUCUCAGUUUUUGUAUAAUUCAAAUUCCAAAAAUUCUCUCGGACCAUCGAAAUUCUCUUUCUCUCUCUCUCUCGUUUCUCAAACAUACAUACACAACAAAUUUAUUGUCUCUUGACGCCUUUGUAAAAGUCGAUUUCGAUUCCUUCUUCUUCUCCUUUUCGCCUCGUUUUUCUUCUUCUUCGCUUCCCUUUUGCUAGCUCCUUCUGGCGCCUGGAGUAGCAAAAAAAAGAAGAAGAAGAAAAACGAGGCGAAUCGCGAAGGAAAAAAAAGAAGAAGCAAGCAAGCAAGCGAAAAAGCAAGCAUGUUUCUAUUUUUGGAACGCGCUCGCUUAUCGAUUUUCAGGCAUAUAAUGCAUACAAAUGUGUAUGUGUGUGUGUGUAUGUAUGUUAGCUGAUAUUUUCUCCUUUGCGGAGGGCCCUUUUUGUGUUGUAUGUGUGGUUGGGAAAAAAUGAGAAAAAUUCAGAGAGAAAGAGAGCUUAGACAGAGAGAGAGAAACAAAAUAGUUGGGUGCACAAUUUGGUGUGAUUUUGAAAUUGGAAAAAAAAGAAGAGAAAAAGAGAGGAUGCGGGCGGGUAAUUGAUGGAAUUAAAAUUGGAUUUUCAAUGAAAUUUAUUCGCAAAAAAUAUUGAAAUUUGGUAAAGAAAAUGAAAUGGAAUUUUGUAGCUAAAUUUAUGAAGGGAGUUAUGGGAUUUUGAAAUUGAGUUCUAUGUUUUUUCAAGGGAACAUCUGCUUUUCAAUAAAUGUUCCGGUCCAAGAUUUCUAAAAAAAAGUUUUUGUGAAAUUAUGAAUCAAUUUGUUAUCUCAUUUUCUAAAUUGGUUUUCAAAUUUUGGAAUUUUCGCAGAAAACGUAUAAAAAACCGAUUAAAAGCUGAAAUCCUAACUCUUCAGAAGUUUAUCAAUGUUGGACUUCCUAGCAAAUUCUUAAUCGAACUUUUUCAUGAAAAAUUUUCCAAUCGAAAAUCUAGAACAUUUGAAAAUUAAGAUGUGCCAAAAAUUUCCCAAUUAAUAAUCCUUGCUUCCCACACACACACACUCACUCAAAAAAUUUCCUCACGAGAGAAAAUUGCAGGUAAUUCUAACAUCGAUGGACGAAAUCGAUCCAAAAGUGUCGUUGGACGACCCGAGCACUGCAAUUAGCCGCGAUUACGUUCUUCGCGUCACCAACGACCCAGAGGACAACUAUCCACCCGUCAGUUAUUUUUUUCUUUUUUUUUUUGAAAGGGAGGGGUGUAAUUUUUCGAGAAUUAGAGAACGAGAGAAUCAGAGACGAAGCGAAACCUAUAGUCUUACUUAUUUUGAUCUCAAUUUUCAGAGAGAUAGAAUAUAAAAAAGGUUAUAGACGUAGAGAGACCUACAAAACCUCAAAAAAAGAAACAAAACAUUUUGCAGGAAUUCUACGAUCACAUUCUGAAAUGCUGGAGUGAUAAAGGAGUUAUUGCGUGUUUCGAAAGGAGUAGUGAAUAUCAAUUGAUUGACUGUGCAAAAUAGUGAGUUUUUAGUCUUUGGGGAGGGAGAGGAGUUUGGAGUUAUGGAAAUGUUUACUAAAAUUCUAUUUUCUGAUUAUUUUAAAUUUCAAAUUAUGUUUAAAGGGGGGGUAAGACGACAAAUUUUUUUUGUCGCAAAGUUAAAGGCUCCCCAAAAGUAGUAAAACCUCCAAGGGAUUUUUUCUGGAAACGCUCAGAAAAAAUGUUCCAUAAACUAGGUACCACGUAUAGGUAUACGUUGAAAUUAUUCCAUAAACUUUUGGACAACGUAUACGUUGAAAAAAGUUCAUGGAAUAUUUUUUUCGGACCUUUUUAGGCCCUUCGAGAAAAAAAUCCCCUGGGGCUUUUACUAUUCAAAGAAGGCCCGAUUCUUUGAGCAAAUAAAAUUUUGUCUUCUUACCCCCCCUUUAAAAAAGUCAGGAUUUUCUGCUUUUUCGAAAUCUUUAGAUAUAUUUUCUAAAGCUUUCAAAAAAGCUUUGAACUUUGAAAAAAGAAAACAUUGUUCAUGUUAGUUUUUUUUCGAAAUUUUUAUCAAAAUAAAAAAUUCUUCUUUUUCUACAAAAUCCUCCAAUUUCUCCAUUUCUUCACAAAAUUUUCUUUACAAAACAAAAACCAAUAAACCAAUUUAUUUCCGAACAAAUUUCAAAAAUCAAUCAAUAAAUUAUAGUUUCCUGGACAAAGUCGAUGUUGUGCGGCAGAACAACUACGAUCCUAGCGAGCAGGACAUUUUACGAUGUCGUGUCAUGACAACCGGUAUUUUCGAGACAAAAUUCGAAGUCGACAAAGUUCGGUUUCAGUGAGUUUUCAUUUGGCUUUAAUAAUCAGAUUCCAAAAAUUCACAAAAAAAUCUCACAUUUGUUUUGCAGUAUGUUCGACGUGGGUGGUCAGCGAGAUGAACGACGAAAAUGGAUUCAGUGUUUCAACGAUGUGACGGCUAUCAUUUUCGUUUGUGCAUCUUCUUCGUAUAAUUUAGUGCUGUGGGAAGAUGCCACACAGAAUAGGUGAGUGAUUUUUGGAAAAAGGAGCUGAAAAUAUUAGGGAAAUUCCACGUGGGACAAACAAAAAUAAUAAUGUUUAAUUUUUUGAAAAAUGAAUCGUCAGGUUCAAAACAGUUUUGAACCGCCAAAAAAUGUCACGCGGCAGUAAAUUUCCUAGAAAACUCAACAUUUCGUAUAAUUUUUUUAAAUAAGACCACGUGGCAAAAACCUACAGAAUUUACAAAAUUUCGUGUCAAAUUCUUUUCCACGUGGUGCUAAAUUGUCUGAAAAUGUUAAUAUAAAAAUAAUGAUACGUGACAAAAACUUACGGGAUUCUCAAAUAUUUGAUUGCACGUGGAAAAAAAAACCAAAUUUUUCAACGAGAAAAAAUUGUACCACGUCGAACAAAAAUUAAAUCAAAAUAAAAACUAUGAAAACAAGCAAAAAAUUAUCAAUUUCGCGUAUUUUGCAGAUUACGAGAAUCAUUAUCACUGUUCAAAAAUAUUUGGAACAAUCGAUGGCUCAAAACAAUUUCGGUUAUUUUAUUCCUGAAUAAACAGGUUAGUCAUACAAAGGGAAGGUUAAGAAGAAGCCUAUUAACGGAUCCGGGGGGCUAGAUAGGACUUGAAUUGGGCUUAAGGAGGGUUUCAAAAUGGGUCCAAACAAGAUAACUUAUUUAUCUAUGCUUAUUAAAACUAAUUUUGAAAUCAAUUCCUAGAUUCGUCCUAGGCAUUACACUUAUUCCAAGUUCCGCUUUCAGGAUGAUCCAAGGCUUGUUUAAGCUCAUUUCAAAGCCCAAAAAAGCCCCCAUUCAGACACAUUCUAACCACCUUAUUUUCAGGAUUUACUAUCGGAAAAAAUCAAGGCGAAACGAUAUCUACUAGAAUCCUAUUUUCCCGAAUUCGCCAAUUAUCAACUGCCCAACGAUGCGGUUUUUGAGAACGGAGAUGAUAAGGAUGUGGUUAGAGCCAAAUAUUUCAUCAGGGGCGAAUUUUUGGUGAGUUUUUUUUUUGGAUUUGGGCUGAAAAUCCCCGGAAAACUCACAAUUUUCGAUUUUUCGUUGGUUGAAGAUUCAUUUUUUGAAAAGAAAAUAUUGAAAAAUGAACAUUUUUCGGCGAUUUUCACGUUUGGAAAAGUGGGUCACGUUGAAAAAUGGGGAAAAAUAGAAAAAUGUUUUUUUUUUCGAAAAAAAAAAUUAUUGAAUGAGAAAAAAGUUUACCGCAAACUUUUGAUAGUAGAUCAAAAAUCUAUGAUGAAAAAUCGUGGGGCUUUUUUUUUAAAAAAAGUGAGCAAAAUAAACUAUAAAGUCUUGUGACGAAAUAUUACAAAUUUUUACCAAAAAUAUUGAUUAUUCACUGAAAAUUCUGUGAGAACUCGAUAUUUCAAGCUAUUCUAAAUAGCACACAUUUCAUGAAAAAUUUGAAUAUUGUGUUUCUGGGUCACUUUUCAUGGAAAUUAUCGAUUUCUGGGUCAUUUUAACUGAAUAAAAAAAUGGAUUUUUCUGUAAUAAUUUUCUAUCGCAACUAUCGAUUUUUGACAAGAAAUUUAUCAAAAUCUAUGAAAACCAGUUUUCCUGCCAAGCCUGAUUAUUCAUUCAAAAUUUAGGGUCGAAUUGAAGCCUGUUUUUAGGCCAGCACAGAAUUUACCCUAAACGUUGAAAGACAACGGACCCCGGUUAAUUUUAUCACUAACAAUCGUUUUCUCCUCGAUUUUCAUUAUAUUUCCCCUCGAGCUAAUUCAAAUUUCACAAUAAAAUGUGAUUUUGCAGAGAAUAUCAACAGCAAACAGCGAUGGCCGCCAUCACUGUUAUCCGCAUUUUACGUGCGCCGUCGACACUGAAAAUAUUCGUCGAGUGUUCAACGAUUGUCGCGAUAUCAUUCAACGUAUUCAUCUACGACAAUAUGAACUACUUUGA
Messenger RNA from Caenorhabditis angaria, 6694 nucleotides. NCBI's taxonomy places the organism in Eukaryota, Metazoa, Nematoda, Chromadorea, Rhabditida, Rhabditidae. The record is from the annotation of a GenBank genome assembly.